Messenger RNA from Centruroides sculpturatus (bark scorpion), 3525 nucleotides. Its product is annotated as potassium voltage-gated channel protein Shal-like. The record is from RefSeq and is a predicted model, not a curated record. Bases 13 to 606 code for a protein of 197 amino acids. The transcript is spliced from 3 exons. NCBI's taxonomy places the organism in Eukaryota, Metazoa, Arthropoda, Arachnida, Scorpiones, Buthidae.
CAGAAAGCACGAAUGGCCAGAAUCCGUAUUGCAAAGGUUACGAGUGGAGCGGCAUUUGUCAGUAAGAAGAAAGCCGUGGAAGCGAGGUUAGCUGCAAGGGAAUGUGGACAAGAAAUCGAAGAAUCUGCCGAAGAUAUCUUUGAAUUGCAACAUCACCAUCUUUUGAGAUGUUUAGAGAAAACGACGGAUCGCGAAUUUGUAGAAUUAGAAGUACCUUACAACGGUCAACCAAAUAGACCUUCCUCCACACCGCCAUUAUCGCCAGCUCCAUCUUUAUCUUCCCAAGAGAAUAAUUCGUUUCAGACUUGUUGUGGGAGACGUUGGAGUAAGAAGAAAUAUCAGCAGCACACUCCAGCAUCGGUGCAGGAAGAAGAAUUGAAUGACAUUCAAGUGCGCGUUCCCAAUAGAGCUCCUCAAACGAGUGAUUUUCAGCAGCAUCAUAUCAUCUCCAGGUCCAACUUGAACAAUCCGGUUCCCGUGGUGACCACAAUGUCCACCCUUCCCAUCGGAGGAUCGGUUACAACCACAGUCAUCACACCAAGCUCAAACUCGGACGCAGACCCAUCGGUACCUGUAACCAGUCAAGUACGCAUAUCAACGCUUUAAUUUUUUUGUGAUUGGAUACGUUUAUCCGGCCGAUAUGACCUUUCAAUUACAGUAUUGAACUGGUGUUUACAACCAGAUAAUCCUUUCCGGCCACACCGUUAAUUCCUACCGUGGAAAGAUCCCCAUCCAUAUCAUUGUACAGUGUUAAAAAUCUGCAGUUAAUUCCUCUCUUAUACACGAACCCACAAACCGACUUUCUGCUAAUCAGCAUCGAAUACUGUUAUGUAGUAACUUUUUCAAAGUUUACGCCCCGUUCCUUGUGAUCCUAAAAAUAAUAGAAAGGAAUGGUUCAUUGUAAAUAUAGCACUUACAGUUUCACGCCCUUCCUAGAGAACUACAGGGUCGAAGAGGAGACAUUCCAGUAUUAUUUAGUAUGCAAUAGGAAAAUGAUAUAAGGAACGAAGCCAAGUGUCGAACUAUCAGAAGAUCCUAGAAGUGAUAUAAAAAAUUGAUCAACUUGUAAAAUAUCCUUUCUGUAUAAAUGUUUUUUCUUCAAUUUUUUCUCUCUUAAACAUGGAAAAGACAUCUCUAUCUAGUACAUUCGUUGUUGCAGACAAAUUUGUGUCUGCAUUGGUUUACCUUUCAAACAACUAGUUCUUAGAUAUCUCCGCAAGGUUAUACACAUUUUAGGCCUCUUAUGCAGGCUUUCUUUACAAUUGCUUCUAUGAAUAAGUGCUGCAGGCUAAUAGAAUUAGGAUUAAAGACUAUUGCUAGCACAUCCAGUGCUUUUUGUACUUUAAACGAGAUAUCUUAGUACGUUGUCAGUGAUAAUUCUUUUUAAUUUAAUGUGUUUCAGGACUUUUAAAAAAUAACAUUAGCUAUUUACUACUAGACGUGUAUCAUUCCGUUUGGUAAUUUGUGUCUCUGUCAACAGCCAUAGCCAUCUUUAGAUGUCAAAGCUAGUUCUUUGAUCAUCAAUUUUUUGAACGAAUCUCUUUGUGGGCGCUUUCGAAUUGGAAUUGACCUGUUCCUGUUAAUACUCAGCAAUAUGCAGAAUCAGUUGUUAAAAAUAUGAUCACAUUCUAGUUUUAUAAAAAAGAUAAAAUAUAAUAAACGAUGUCUUUUGUCCUUUUCUCAGUUCAAGAUUGUACAGUACAAAGUUGUUGGAUGUACAGGUUUCAAAGCUUAUUAUUUUUUCCUUCACUUGUUCGUUGAUUGUUUCUCUGUUUUUAUUUAUUUAAAUGGAUCGUUUUAUACCCUUUUAUCUACAGAUGGAAAUAGCAGGACAUGUAUAAAACUCGAGGAAAUUAAUACUAGUAUUUGUCCGUGUAAGCAAGAAUGAUAUCUAGUGACUUAGGUAGAAGAUUAAAAAAAAGAAAGGCCUAAAGGCUUUAAAAAUAAUACAGAAGAUUAAAAGUAUAUCUCUACAAGUGAGAUGUUAUAAAUUUUACAUACAUUCUGUGCCUGGUAUGCACACUGCACUCGUAUUUGCACACUGUGUAUAAACAAAACAAGUGCAUAGAGUGUGAUAUAAUAUAUAUAUAUAUAUAUAUACAAUGAAACAACACCUUUAUAAGGAACUCAGGUGAAUAUAUAUAUAUACAGAUAUAUAAAUUAAAUAUAUAAAUAUAUACUGCCUGCAGAAACAAAUAUAGAAUAUAAAUUCCAAAAGAGCUUUUCUCAAGAGAAUAAUAACUGGAGCAUCGCACCUCUGGAAAGGAUUUAUCUGUCGAAGCGACAGACGACACUAAAAAAAUUACCAAAAUAAUAUUGUUAAGAGCUGUUGAUGUUUGAUUGAAGUUAUGAGGAGUGUUGCUGUUGUAAAAUAAUGUUGAAAGUUUUCGCUUUAUGGGAUUUAGACUUUUUUAUUCGAUAUAUAAAAUGAUAAAACAAGAUAGAUUCGGAUUCUGAUCUUGUUCUCUCAGGAAAAUGCUGUUUAAAAAAUAAACACAAAAAAAAGAAAAAAUGAUUUCUCUACUUAUUUUCGCAAUAUUCUAAUGUUCGAUACACAUUUGUCAUCGUUGUUGUUGUUUUUGUGAAAAUUUUUCUUCAAAUUUAUAUUCAAUUGCGGCGAAUGAAUGAAAUUCGCGAACAAACACUCGCCAGGAAGAUAGUUUAUCAACUUAGUCGAUUUAUUUUGGAUUGAUAAAAGGAAGAGUAGAUUGUGGUGAAAGUUAAUAUUAAAACAUUUAGAAUAUAUACAAAUAUCCGCAAUGUACUGUACAUAACAUCAAAGGCACAGAAGAUUGCUCAGCACCUUGCAAAUGUCCGUUUGGGUGACAUAAGAGUUAGGCAAGAAAAUAUGCUCAUAAGAAAAUAUAGUUUAAAAAAUUAAUUAACCGUUGUUGUAUUUUAACAAUAUACAGCAAAACAAAAUAAUAUUUAACUAAAAUCGAGUGAUUGUAAAAAUACAUCAUUUUUAAUAUUGCACUAUUGUUACUGUGAUUUACAGUCGAGAAGCUAAAGUCGGUGAGGAGUGUGGUAUAUAAGUUAUUAAAAAAACAGGCUUCUAGAUCAAUGAAGAAAGUAAAGUAGGACACACCAAAAUCGUUCCUUUAUUCUACUUGCAAUUUUAAAUUCAAACGUAGUUUGAUUCCACCUGUUUAUGUCCGAAUCAUCUGCAUUUCUAGACAACCAUUUUAGAUCUUCCUUCUUUAAACGUCGUCGACGAAGGCGAACAAGGAGUCUAAAAAGUAUUUCACGUUUUUGGGAUAUUUGUGAGUCACCUUUGCAUUUUUAAAUGCGAUUUACAGCUCUUUAAUAAAUAAAUAAAAAAGAUCAUGUAUGAGUGGAACCUUGAUCUAUACUUUUUACCAAUGCGGUUCUAAUUUAGUUUUCUACGAUUUAUAAAGAGAGGCCAACUCUGAUUUUUACAUAAAAUUGGAGUUUUAUCACCGUUUCCUAUUAUUGUUUUGCUAUUAUUAUUUAUUAUAAUAAUUAUUAAUAAUAUUAAUUUUCUUGUUCGAUGGCUCCGGUCAU